AUGUCUAAGUUGCCAGCUUGCCUAAAUGCCACCGAGGAGGAUAUUAGAUAUCUACUUGCUGCCCAGGCACAUAUUGGUGCCAAGAAUCUAAAUGUGAAAAUGAUUCCGUACGUGUGGAAGCGUCGCCCUGAUGGCAUCCACAUAAUCAACAUAGGAAAGACAUGGGAAAAGCUCGUCCUCGCGGCACGCAUAAUUGCUGCAAUCGAAAACCCAUCCGAUGUAGUAGUCAUCUCUGCUCGUCCAUAUGGCCAAAGAGCAGCACUCAAAUUCGCUUCAUACACAGGAGCUCAGGCAAUUGCUGGAAGAUUCACUCCAGGCACAUUCACCAAUUACAUAACGCGUUCGUUCAAAGAACCUCGUUUGAUCAUAGUCACUGACCCACGUACCGACCAUCAGGCUAUCAAAGAGGCUUCUUACGUCAACAUCCCGGUUAUCGCUCUAGCCGAUACAGACUCUCCGAUGAGAUUUGUCGAUAUCGCUAUUCCAGCCAAUAACAAAGCCAAGCAUUCUAUUGGAUUGUUGUACUGGAUGUUGGCCAGAGAAGUUAAACGUUUGAAGAAUGAAAUCUCCCGUGACAAACCAUGGGAUGUAAUGGUUGAUAUGUUCUUCUAUCGUGAUCCUGAGGAAACGGAAAAAGAUACUGAAGCUUUGGCACCUACCGAGAAAACUCCUCCUACAUUUAAUAUGACUGACAGCAAUUGGGAUACUGAGAAUGUUAGCAAUGAUUGGGAAGCAACCGGUACUGCUGCCAUUGGAGGUGUCAAUCCAUCGAUAGUCGCUGCGAUCGCCACAAAUAAUCCAGCAAGCAGUGGAUGGGAUAUGCCUGAUACGGAAGAAACUGGUGGUGGCUGGGGAGACACUACCGGAACGUUUACCGCAGUCAGCGAACCACCAUUUACCGCAGUAAGUGAACCAUUUGCCGAGCCACCUGUUCCCGUGGAGCCACCACCAACAUCUGUGUUUGAUGAGAGCACAUUCGACACUAGUGGAGGCGAUUGGGCUGAUGAGCCUACAAACAAUCCUUCUAGCGGAUGGGAUUAA
Messenger RNA from Paraglomus brasilianum, 1041 nucleotides. Lineage: Eukaryota; Fungi; Glomeromycota; Glomeromycetes; Paraglomerales; Paraglomeraceae. The record is from the annotation of a GenBank genome assembly.